Molecule: messenger RNA, 720 nt
Organism: Staurois parvus
Lineage: Eukaryota; Metazoa; Chordata; Amphibia; Anura; Ranidae
Source: the annotation of a GenBank genome assembly
AAGGAUGAGAAAUGGAGUAAGGAUUUUGAUCCCAAGCUACAAGCUUUGCUCAGUGACCUGGAGGCUGGUCUAGGCAGUGUGCUGAGAAGGCCUGUGUCUAGCAGAGAGGGUUCUAAGUCUGGUGGAGAAGACAACCUGCAAGGUAUUGUAAUCCCCAGUGAUGAGUUUCAGUUCUGGGCAGAAAUCGCAGAGGGCAGAUGUAAACCUAACAUCAAGGAAAGAGCGGGUCAUUUUACGAAUCUCUUUCAAACUAUUGAAAAGUAUUACAAUAGUCUGGAUAAUCUGCCCUUGGCUGAGGUGGUGGAAUUGGUAGAAACUACAAAGGAAACAGUGGAUGACGUGUGGAGACAAACUGAGCAUGAGCCAUUUUCUGAGCACCGGAUGAAGCACUUGUUGGAGAUCAUUGGAAAUGCUUUGGGCAGAAGUGUUCAGAAGAACCUUGGAGCAAUGAACCUCUGGACAGACCCAUUCCCUGUAGUGAAGGAGAACCUGCGGGCAGGAAUCAGUGUCUGUGAGCAGUGGACAGCAGCAUGUGAAUACCUUACUGGUCAGCUGUGGCAGCGCUACACUCCACACCCCUGGAAGAAUGAGAAAUAUUUCCCAGAAUUCCUUUACAAACUAGGCAAACGUCUGGAAGAGGUGUUCACUAUAAGAAUCAUGUAUGAAAAGUUGGCCCAUUUCCUGCCCACUGGUGAAGAUCGUACUCAGCGAUAUGGGAAA